Molecule: messenger RNA, 1503 nt
Organism: Priapulus caudatus
Lineage: Eukaryota; Metazoa; Priapulida; Priapulimorpha; Priapulimorphida; Priapulidae
Product: membrane metallo-endopeptidase-like 1
Exons: 12
Coding region: 1-1503 (500 amino acids)
Biological process (GO): protein processing
Cellular component (GO): plasma membrane
Molecular function (GO): metalloendopeptidase activity
Source: RefSeq, a predicted model, not a curated record
AUGGAAAGGGGUGGAGACAACUAUAGAGAGAAGGGUAAGGGUGGGAAAAGCCAUGGCCAGAAGGCCGACCAGCUCUUGAGGAAUAUGGACCCAAUGCAAGACCCGUGCGAGAAUUUCUAUGAGUAUGCGUGCGGUGGUUGGUUAAAGGACAACAUCAUUCCCGAGGAGGAUUUUAUUUAUUCAACGUUUAGCGGCUUAAAAUUGCAGCUGGAGAAGGAUUUAAAGACCAAUCGGCUGUUGACAUUCAUAAACCCGGAUGUGGAUCCGUGUUCGGAUUUCUACGAGUACGUCUGCGGCGGUUGGUCACGGACGACGGUUAUACCGGAUGACCUGACCAGCCAUUCGCUCAUCGUAGAGAUGAGUGAACAGAAUACGCUGAAAGUAUUGAAAGCGGAGUUGGAGGAGGAGAACGAUCACUGGAGCAACUCUACGGACAUGUCACGUGACAUGUAUGCCGCCUGCAUGGACACGGAUGCGAUCAACGCAAAGCAGGAGGCGCCACUUGUUGACUUCAUGGCGAUGUUCGGCGGCUGGCCGAUGGUGACCCCGGACUGGAACGAGAGCGCCUUCGAUCCGUUUGCCGUGCUGGGGAAGCUGAGGAACGUUGGCUUCGAGAUUCUUCUGCUGAUGAACGUCAUGCCGGACAGCUACAACUCCUCCAUCAAUAUACUCUACCUAGAUCAGCCAACGCUUGGCUUGUCGGCCAGAGAUUACUACCUAAAGCCAGAGAACGACAAGUACGUACAGGCGUAUCGCGUCUACAUGAGGACGUCGGCCAUGUUGCUGAACACAGCCGCCAUCGACGAAGCCGCCAUUAGCAAGGCAGUCGAUGACGUCAUUGCGUUUGAAACUCGCAUCGCAGAAAUUGACUGGGACACGUACCUGGCUCACGCUCUGCCCGCCGACUUGAAGUUAGAACCGCAGGAGAAGAUCAUAUUAAAGCAACCGGAGUUCUUCAAGGCUUUCAAUGAAAUGCUGAUCCAGGGCGUUUCGGCCGAGGUGAAAGCUAAUUACGUGAUGUGGCGCGUAGUGCAGAGCACAGCGUGGAAUCUGGAUAAACGCUUCCGUGAUGCCGCCUUCGAAUACAAUAUGGUUGUCAGCGGCGUGCAGUCUCCGAAAGCAAGAUGGCGUGACUGUGUCACUGUCGUGCAGAGCAAGCUGGGCAUGGCCGUCGGCUACAUCUACAUCAAGGCCGUGUUUCCCGAAGCCUACAAGGCAGAGGCAGAAAAGAUGAUAUCCUACAUACGAUCAGCAUUCAAGGAGAUCGUUGAAGAACUAGACUGGAUGACUGACCCGACAAAGAAAGUAUCACAGGAGAAGGUUGACGCUAUCGUUGAGCACAUUGGUUAUCCUGAUUACAUAACCGACCCUGUCACCUUGGACGCAGAGUAUGAAGGGUUGAGUGUGUCUGGAGACCACUUCGACAACAUCAUCAAGUAUAGUCAGUGGUCUUCUCUGCUAUACAUGACGCAGCUUCGCAAGCCCGUGGAUGAGUCUAAGUAA